Messenger RNA from Quercus lobata, 1137 nucleotides. Its product is annotated as WAT1-related protein At2g39510-like. Gene Ontology annotation, cellular component: membrane. Lineage: Eukaryota; Viridiplantae; Streptophyta; Magnoliopsida; Fagales; Fagaceae. Gene Ontology annotation, molecular function: transmembrane transporter activity. The coding region runs from base 1 to 1137 and encodes 378 amino acids. The record is from RefSeq and is a predicted model, not a curated record. The transcript has 7 exons.
AUGACUACGAAGUCCAUGACUCAAUUGUACAACAAGGUGAAGCUAAUUUUGGCUGUAAUUUUAUUGCAAUUUGGCUAUGCAGGGUUGUUUAUAAUUAGUAAGUUUGCUCUAAACAAGGGGAUGAGCCAACAUGUUUUGGUAGUCUAUCGCCAUGCCAUUGCCACUGCUGUCAUUGCUCCUUUCGCUAUUGUCUUGGAUAGGAACGUAAGGCCAAAGUUGACCUUCUCAAUCUUUGCUAAGAUUGUAUUGCUCGGCUUAUUGGAGCCUGUAAUGGACCAGAACUUGUACUACACAGGGAUGAAGUACACUACAGCAACUUUUACGUCUGCCAUGUGCAAUGUUCUUCCGGCCUUCGCAUUUUUAAUGGCUUGGAUUUUAGGUCUUGAGAAAGUAUAUAUUAGGAGGCUGCAUGGCCAGGCAAAGGUACUGGGGACUACAGUGACGGUCGGGGGUGCGAUGCUUAUGACUCUGGUUAAAGGACCCAUGUUGAAUUUGCCAUGGACAAAUGGAAAUGCCCAUCAAGAAUCUACGAGUGCUGCAAAUAAGCAAGCUCUGGUCAAGGGUGCUCUAAUGAUUCUAGUAGGUUGUGUCUGCUGGUCUGGCUUCAUUAUUCUUCAAGCAAUUACGCUGAAAUCAUACCCCGCAGAACUUUCCCUAACAGUUUUGAUAUGUUUGAUGGGCACAUUGGAAAGUAGCAUACUAGCCCUUGCAAUGGAAUGGGGCAACUCCACAGCCUGGUCAAUACAUUUCGAUGUUAAGCUCUUAGCAGUUGUAUACAGUGGCAUAAUAUGUUCAGGAUUUGCUUUCUACAUUCAAGGAGUAAUAAUGAAGGAAAAGGGACCUGUUUUUGUGACUGCUUUUAAUCCCUUGAGCAUGGUUCUAGUGACAAUUAUAGGCUCCUUCAUUCUGUCCGAGACAAUGUACUUAGGAAGGAUUAUUGGAGCAAUUGUCAUUGUUGUUGGCUUAUAUCUGGUUUUAUGGGGCAAGAGUAAGGAUCAAUUGGGAUCGAGAUCAGACAAUGAUAGGAUAGUACCAACAAAACAAAAUAUGGCUACCAAUGAGAGGACAACAACUUCAAAACAAAACUUUGUGGCCAUCGAUGUGACAAGCAUAGAGUCUACAGAUGGAACUGCUUGA